AUGUCGUCAAAAUACCUCGGUCGUUGGUUUAAACCUCCGACUAUCUUAGUCAAAGUAAGCUUAUCUCAACCCACGACAGCAUCACCUCAUUUCCCCGACUUGAUGUUUGACACUGCAUAUCCCCACGGGGCAUACUCAAGAAAAACAACACGUCAAGCGGGUCAAGAUGACAUGACUCUCAUCUCACCCACAAACGAAUUCCCCAGAUGGACAAUUAAUCGCAAUCUACUCGAGAUACGCGUCCAAUGCACAUCAUCACCGGCUUUCCAAAAGCGGACAUCCGCAGAUACACAGUCCCAACCAACAGACCAUCCAAACCAGCCGCUAGCAAAAGAGCGGUAG
This is a messenger RNA of Fusarium graminearum PH-1, 342 nucleotides long. RefSeq lists its product as uncharacterized. Lineage: Eukaryota; Fungi; Ascomycota; Sordariomycetes; Hypocreales; Nectriaceae. The record is from RefSeq and is a predicted model, not a curated record. The transcript has a single exon. Bases 1 to 342 code for a protein of 113 amino acids.